Lasiosphaeria miniovina is the source of this 537-nucleotide messenger RNA. Its product is annotated as ribosomal L18ae/LX protein domain-containing protein. Gene Ontology annotation, molecular function: structural constituent of ribosome. Gene Ontology annotation, cellular component: cytosolic large ribosomal subunit; ribosome. Bases 1 to 537 code for a protein of 178 amino acids. The record is from RefSeq and is a predicted model, not a curated record. NCBI's taxonomy places the organism in Eukaryota, Fungi, Ascomycota, Sordariomycetes, Sordariales, Lasiosphaeriaceae. Gene Ontology annotation, biological process: translation. The transcript is spliced from 4 exons.
AUGCGGAAAGACAAAGGUCGUCUUCAGGAAUUCCAGGUCAUUGGGCGCCAUCUGCCCACGGAGGCCAACGCGACUCCGGCCCUCUACCGCAUGCGCAUCUUUGCGCCUAACCAGGUAGUGGCCAAGUCCCGUUUCUGGUACUUCCUCCGCGGUCUGCGGAAGGUCAAGAAGGCGACUGGCGAGAUUGUCAGCGUCAAUGUGAUCUCCGAGAAGCACCCCCAGAAGGUCAAGAACUUCGGCGUCUGGAUCCGUUAUGAUUCGCGCUCCGGCACCCACAACAUGUACAAGGAGUACCGCGAGACUUCCAGGACGGCUGCGGUAGAGGCCCUCUACUCCGACAUGGCCGCCCGCCACCGUGCUCGCUUCAGGUCGAUCCACAUUCUCCGCGUUGUCGAGAUCGAGAAGAACGAGGAAGUCAAGCGCCCCUAUAUCAAGCAGCUCAUCACCAAGAAGCUCAGCUUCCCCCUCCCCCACCGUGUUCCCAAGAUCAGCACCAAGAAGAUCUUCAGCGCCAAGCGCCCGUCCACUUUUGCUUAA